This is a messenger RNA of Theileria equi strain WA, 594 nucleotides long. RefSeq lists its product as hypothetical. Gene Ontology annotation, cellular component: GINS complex. Lineage: Eukaryota; Apicomplexa; Aconoidasida; Piroplasmida; Theileriidae. The coding region runs from base 1 to 594 and encodes 197 amino acids. The transcript has 5 exons. The record is from RefSeq and is a predicted model, not a curated record. Gene Ontology annotation, biological process: mitotic DNA replication initiation.
AUGAUUGACUUAUCGCAGAAUGUCCAGGAUAUCAUCGCAAAUCUCUCUACUUCAUCCAAAGCUGUUGAUUUUGUGCGUGUUCCAUGUAGACCAACUUGUGCCCUACCAGGCUUGGCAUUUUUAUCGCUCAAGGCUCUAGAGGAGUUAAAACACUCCAACCGAGCAGACGAACUCCUACCUGAGGACGAAGUUGAAUUGUAUCUCUUUUACGCAAAGCAUUUGUACAAGGCUGGACUCUGCAAGAUUGAAUUUCCAUCAUUCUACAAGUCAGCUAGGGCGCUUUUUGCUGAGUCUACCGCUACGGCAGUUGGUAGUCUAUCCCCGUUUUAUUUUGAGCUAGGAUAUGAGCUCUGCUCUUUAAUCCCAGAAGAUGAAUGGCCAGUCGAAAAUUUGCGUGGAAUACUCAAGGAAGCGGAAUGCAAAAGGCGUUCAUUCUUGUUGAAAAGGGCCAAUACAGCAGAUGAUACUUUUCUGACUGGACUCACUCACGACGAGAAAAAGCUAUUCAACAUACUAUCACACGGAAAUAGCAAUGUGUUAUCCAUCAAUUACGAUUUAACAAACCUUCGUGGAUUUUACGGAUUUGAAAACUAG